Prorocentrum cordatum is the source of this 1461-nucleotide messenger RNA. NCBI's taxonomy places the organism in Eukaryota, Dinophyceae, Prorocentrales, Prorocentraceae. The record is from the annotation of a GenBank genome assembly.
AUGUUUCUACCUACUUCUUCCGACCGGUGGGUACUAGGGCUUAUCUGGAAGUCACUAGAAGACAAGGGCGAGAUCCCGAAGAGUGGAGCCCGAGCUAUUCCUGCGCUGAUGCAGGUGAUUACAACACCGUCUCAGGCUCGCAGGUUGGUGAGAUCCAUGAUAAUUAAAGUGGAUACGCUACCCGUUCUUGCUGGACCCACUUUCGGCAUCUUAGUGGACAAGCUUGAAAUGUCUGGCACGGCAGACGGUGAUGACAAUAUUAUCAACUGCUACGAUUUCGACAAGAAUAAACCGCCCGAUUUGCGAUGGUCACUCGUGGUAGGUUUAAUUUGUACAAAAAUCAUGGGUCAUCCCAGACGCGGUAUUCGCAAUGCUGCUGCAGAGACUCUUGCAGCCAAAAUCAGUUACAAGAGCAGAGCAGGCAUUGCGAUUCUGGGAUAUGCUUUGAACAGUUCCCAUCUCGUUCCAGAAGCUGUUUCAGAAGCUGCUGCCGGCAAGCCGCUCGCCGCAGCAGUGGAAUCAUCCGGCAGCGGCGCCUUUCCAAUUCUGUCGCGGGUUCUAAGCAGAAGCGAGCCAGGCGUGCGGAGUAAGGCGGCAGGCAGGGCGCUUUUCUUGGCCAUUCAGUCUAUGAAGCUCGAGGACGCCCGUGUUUGGGUUGCGCCAGUGAUGAACGACACCGACGAAGAGGUGCGAACAUCAGCGGGGCCAGCGCACGCCUUGGUGGCUAAGGAAUUAGCCGAGGCAGCCCAAACCAGAGCUGAGCAAGCCGAACAGGCAGCUGAAAAGGAGAACGAGCACGCCAGGGAGGAGAAGGUGAUGGCCGAGCAACAGCGAGAAAAGGCGGAGAACGAGAAGGCAGUGGCGGUCGCGGAGAAGGCCUGCGCGACGGCGCUGACGAAGCAGGUGAGAAUGGAGAUGUCCUGCGCUGGCGUGGGCGACGGCUUCAUGCUCCACGGCUCUCCCGCGCAGGCCUACCGCUGCAGGAACCGCGGGGCGCGCCGCCCUCCGGGCGUCGAGCACGAAGACCGCCAGUGGCUGGGGGCCAGGGUCGGCGGCGAGGCCGAGUGCCCGCUGGGCCGCAGUGCAACGCACCCGUCCUCGCCGAUGUGCUGCCCAGGAUACGAUGCCGACAGCCCCGGCUGCAGCCGCUGCAGCAGCGGCCACGGCCGGUCGAGCACGGACCCCUUCGCCUGCGAGAGGUGCGGCGCCCCCGCGCUGCAGCUGGCGGCCUUCCUGCUGGUGCCCGCGGCACUGUUCGGGAUGUCGGUCCGCGCGAACUCGCAGGCCCGGCGCUCUGGAGACACCUUCAACGACCUGCUGAAGAUCCUCCAGUCGUUCGGCUCGGGGGCAGCGGAUGUCCUGAGUGCCCUGGCGGCAUGCGAGUCCCACGCGUCGGUUCCUGGCGGGCAUGAACCAAGGGGAGGACCCAACGGAGUUUCUCUCGGGCAACUACCGUCAUGA